AUGGCCGUCAGACAGAACGUCCGUAUUCCUGUGCAUAAGACCACACGCCGCAGAUCAGUUGUUUGGAAAAACGUACCAAGCUGUAAGUACUGCUGCACUUUGGCAAACUUCCGGAUUGAAAAGAAAAUUGGUCGGGGCCAGUUCAGUGAGGUCUACAAAGCCACAUACCUGCUGGAGGGACAGCUGGUUGCACUCAAGAAAGUCCAGAUCUUUGAGAUGAUGGAUGCCAAGGCUCGUCAGGACUGCAUCAAAGAGAUAGAUCUACUGAAGCAGCUGAAUCACCCCAAUGUGAUCAAAUACCUAGACUCCUUUAUUGAAGACAACGAGCUCAACAUUGUUCUGGAGCUGGCAGACGCUGGAGAUCUGUCCCAGAUGAUAAAGUACUUCAAGAAGAAGAGGCGACUCAUUCCAGAGAGGACUAUAUGGAAAUAUUUUGUGCAGCUCUGCAGCGCACUGGAGCACAUGCAUUCACGCAGAGUAAUGCACCGUGAUAUCAAGCCAGCCAAUGUGUUCAUAACAGCCACAGGGGAGGUAAAGCUCGGUGAUCUUGGAUUAGGCCGCUUCUUCAGCUCUAAAACCACUGCAGCACACUCCUUAGUGGGGACACCGUACUACAUGUCGCCGGAGAGGAUCCAUGAGAACGGAUACAAUUUCAAGUCAGAUAUCUGGUCCCUGGGAUGUCUUCUGUAUGAGCUUCGGGACCUGGUUAGCAUGUGUAUCAGCCCGGACCCAGACCUGCGGCCAGACAUUGUCUUCGUGCUGCAGAUUGCCAAACAGAUGCACAUGUGGACUUCUAGCACCUGAGCAACCAUUUCUGCUCCAGGCCCCACCCCCCUCCCCUGCCCGCUUUCUCUGCUUAGUCUGAGGAUCUCAAACCACUAGAAGUAAGCUCUGCCUGGUCUUGCAGAAAAGUGUUUGCCUCGCCCUCAUCGCGUCAGGAGGUAGACUUGCACAGGGGGACUGUGAUGUUUCGACAUCCAAGUGCCCACUUGUUUUCUGUUGCAGAGGGUGUGAAGAGGUGCAUCAGUGGUGCAGUACUCGUAGAAAGUGGAGUUAAUGAAGGGGCGACUGCAUUUAUGGUCUUUUCUUUAGCUACAGAUGGAGAGCUGUGUCUCAUCAUGAUCGCAGAUUUCUCAAAGCUUUCUUUAACUCCACAGGGGUUGCAUUCCAAGUUCAUACCCUUUGUGACAGGUAAAUUGUGUGCAAAAGAGCUGGGCAAUCUGAAUCUAUCAUCUAUUAUUGUAAUGAUAUACAUUUUUUCAAAAUCAAUUUUAAGUACGUCAUUUAGGGGUCAUCGACAUAUAAAGAGGGACAUCAUGUUUCCACUUUCACUGUACAAAAAUUAAGCCAAAAUAUCCCAGAUAUGGCUGCUGCCAUCUUGCACUAGUGAUGUCAUUUGGGCUGUGUGCAGAAGUCUAAAAACAGCUAACAUGGAAGGGGGUGCGGUUUAUGACCUUUACUGUAGUAUAGUGGGCGAUUGAGAUGUGUUGCCUUCACUUUUGUGAAGCUGUCAUGUCGUCCAUCUUUAUAUACAGUUUACUUUAAAUGGACAAUUAGUAAAUACAUAAAUACAGUUACUAAGUCAGAUUUCCAGGACCCCAAGAAUGGUUUUUGAAAGAACUGCUAGCUUGCAGUGAGACGAAUUAACCUUCUAAGUCCUGCCCCUUUUGGAACCUCGGUCAACUUCCUCCUUUCUUGUACUUAGAUAUGCUAUGUGCUAGGCUAUCUAUGUUGAAAAGACAACCACAUUUUGAAGAUGGUUAAAAGAUAAAAGGGACGUACAUAUAUGGUGUGUCUCAAAUCGAAUACUUCCGUUAGUAAACCUCUAUGUAGUACACAAUGCAGACUAUGUAGUUACUUGCGUAGUGCGGUAAUGUGAGCUUGGUGUUGUCUCAAAUCGAGCACCGCCAUUGCGCACUUACUGGAAAUGACGAUUGCAACAUUUACCGUGUUACACCAAUUUACAACCAGACUAUACAGUCACAGAUAUAACAGAUAUAUAUAUAUAUAUAUAUAUAUAUUAUACAGAGUAUAAGCGCUAAUACUGCUUUAUUUUUCACUGGAUUUCUUCACGAUAUUAAUUAAAAAUGACCCUGCUUCUACUUUUUAUCACUUGUGUGUGUCUCAGUAUGGAAGUAUUCAAAUUGAGACACAUAAGUUAUACUUAAGCUAACUAAUGUUGACGUAAAUGCUAGCUAACUAGCUAGAUAAUCUACAUUAAUCAUUAGCUAGCUCGAUAACUGUGUUUUGCGAACACUAGCUAUCAGAUCAGUAACUAGCUAGCUAAUGAUUCAUGUAAGUAAGCUAGCUAGUUAGCUAGUUGUGACUAUUAUCUUUGAACCAUCUUCAAAAUGUGGUUGUGUUUUCAACAUAGAUUAGCCUAGUACAUAGCAUAUCUAAGUACAGGAAAGGAGGAAGUUGACUGGGGUUUUGACCGAGGCUUGCUCAAUUGUUAAUGGAUCACAGAGCAAAAAGGGGCGGGACAUAGGAAGGGUUGGUUAUGAUGCAGAUCAGCUAUACAACUGAUAUGUAUUUACUUCUUCUGUGUGGAAGCCAGAGUGACUGUGGUGAUAUUUAACUUUUUUUAACAGGUCCAGUAUCUCAAGAUAAUCAUUUAAACUCCUAAAAUGUGUAAAAAGCGCUUGGAAGACUAGUGGUCGAAAGACUAGAAUGGCACUAUACAAGUACAGUCCAUUUACCAUUUACCAUUCACUAAACACUUUAGCUUACAUUUUGUAAAAAAAAUUCUGCUGCAUCACAGAUACACCCAUUAUCCUGAUAAUGGAAAUUCAAACCUAUUUGUGGGUUUUUUCAGCCCAUCCCUAGCAUUUCUGAGUUUAUGAUAAAAGAACUAUGUUUACACUGAUUUUACUACUGAUCAUGGUUCAAAGAUCAAAGAUUCUAUUGAGUUGCAUUAUGGGAAAUGUAGGAUGCAGUGCUUCUGGAGCUUGGCCCAUACUGAAGGCUGACCAUACAUUUUUUAAAUAAUCCCUCAACAUUACAGAACAGUGAAGAUUAGAUCAGUAUUUGUCAAACAUUUUACAGCAGGUACCACCUCAGUAAAUAUUAACCUCUCCAAGUACCACUGCUGUUCAGCUAGACAGUUCAUGCAGGAGACAGGUAUAUUUCUAACGAGAACAUUAUUUAUAGUUGUAAAUGGUAAAUGGACCUGUACUUGUAUAGCACCUUUCUAGUCUUCUGCCCACUCAAAGCUCUUUUACACUACGUGCCCACAUUCACCCUUUCACCACAUUCAGUCAGUGAUGGCAAAGUCCAUGGAACAGAAACUAACUCAUUCAUACACAUUCACACACCGAUACAUGGCAUCGGGAGCAAUUUGGGUUCAGUAUCUUGCUCAAGGAUAUUUACCUGCUCUGCCUCUGAGCCACAGCCCUUAUUGUAGUAGUUUGUAGUAUUUUGUUCCCCCAGGACCCAAAUCUGAUUGACCACCCCAACUGCCACCCCAUUAUCCUUACUUUUUCCACUCUGCAUUGUCUGUCUAUAGCAGGCUUUGUUUUAAAGCUAGAGUGACGAUACUGGCUCAUAUGAAACUAGAUGCCCUAACACAUAUGCCAGUACCAACCAUGCAUGUCGGGAAGGAGGCUAGAUAAUGCUCCAAAGUUAGGCUAAAUUUUGGCGAUGGAAAAACUGGCAUAGCCUUUUUCAAAGGGAUAUCUUGACCUCUGACCUCAAGAUAUCUGAAUAAAAAUGGGUUCUAUGGGUACCCACAAGUCUCCCCUUUGCAAACACGCCCACUUUAUGCUAAUCCCAUGCAGUUUUUUGCAUGUGGUAUAAAUGUGUUAUUUUUGUUUUGUUAGUAUCUGAGUAUAUGCAUACUGGGGUCCAUAAACAGUGUUGGAACUUUAUAAACUGAGACACACACUUGAUGCCACCCCUGCAUAAGUCAGUGCCCCACUUGUGCUACCCCAGUCAAAAAAGUCUGGAAACGUCCCUGGAGUACACCUAUCACAGUUUGAGCACCAGUGGUUUAGAUACUGGGCCCACCACAGACCCUGUUGGCUUCCAGACAUAUGGACUUUUGAGGACUGGACUUUUAUAUUUCUUAUUGCCUAGUCUCAGUGUGAGGAGGUAAUACUCGCAAACUGUGCCGACCUCUGACUUUAUUCUUUUAGCUCUUUAGUUAACUCAGUAUAUUUUGAAUGUCAUGUUGCCUAAAUACUUAUGUUGAUGCAUAUCAUUUCAGUGUUGAUAGUGGAAUAAAGAAGGAAAGAGUUUGAGUACAGGACAACCUUGUAAUUAAAUUGAUUUAGAACUUUCUCAUUGUCCCUGGGGAACCGAAGAAACUAUUGAGUGCUGCAAUGUCCUUCACUCAAUCUGUUAUUACUAGUCUAAGACACACACACAGAGUUGUACUAGAAUAAUGGUGGUGGGUGUUCAAAGAUGUUUUAUGUGAUGUAUAAAUAGCAGAACGCAGUUCAUGAUCUGGGUCAAAGUGUUGAUAUGUCUGUGUGAAUAUAGACCACUGUUACUGUGAAACUGUGCGUACUGGAGAAAUGAGAUGCUGUGAAAGUCAUUUGUUUAACGUGUCCUUCUGUGAGGAGAAUGCACAGUGCCUUACCACGCAGAAUAACUCAACAUUAUUCUCAUUUGUUACUUGUAUUCUGUGCUAAUGAAAUAAAGGUAUCACACACACACAGGAAGGGGAAAGUUUAGAGCUUUUAUCGUGUUUAGAUGACUUAUAUCUUCCAUCUACUACUGUACUUAUUGAAUUGUGUCAUUAUGUUUAACUGUAUUUUCCUGUGCUUCAGUACAAUAAAUCCAGCUUUCCGUGUC
Molecule: messenger RNA, 4794 nt
Organism: Morone saxatilis (striped sea-bass)
Lineage: Eukaryota; Metazoa; Chordata; Actinopteri; Moronidae
Product: serine/threonine-protein kinase Nek6-like
Exons: 8
Coding region: 1-804 (267 amino acids)
Biological process (GO): protein phosphorylation
Molecular function (GO): protein kinase activity; ATP binding
Source: RefSeq, a predicted model, not a curated record